AUGGCAACGACGUUUGUCGCGUCCGUCUCUGCGAUGGCCACCACCGCUGCCGCUCCAGCGUCUGUGGCGCCGUCCCCUGCGCCAAAGGCCAACAACAGCAGGAAGACGGUGGUGCCUGGGAUGACUGGGUACGAGCUGCUCAAGCGCGUCAAGAAGUCGGCGGCGCUCAUGGACAUCCUCGUCAUCAUCAUCUCGUCGAAGAACGUGCCCACCCGCAUCAGCCGCUGCCUGGAGGAGUUCGACCAACGUCUCGCCGGUCGAUGGCGUGGAUCGAAACCGCCCGGGCGCCUUGGUGUCAUCCAACCAACGCCGAGCUCCAUCUGCAACAAAUUCGAGUGGCCACGCCUCCUCUCUCGGUCAGCAGACCCGGUCGUGCAGAUCGCCAGGAACUGUGCCCCCAUCGGUGAGCAGUCACCGACUUCAUCUCCAACGACUCCGGCGAAGACAGGCGGCUCCAGAGCGCGCGUCACGGAGAUCUCCAUCAUCACCGUGUCCAGCAGCGGGGUCCCAUGCCUCACGUUUGGGACAUGGAAUGCAUCGUUCCUCUUGGAGGUGCCACUCGGCGUCACUGUCUCGCUCUUCGAUGAGGGCCACAGUGGGGGUCGCACCGUUGAUAGCGGUGUCGUGAUCGAGGAGCGCUUGAAUCUUGUCAUACACGCCCGCUAGGGCGAACCUGAAUCCCGUCGUGUUUGAAGGGUACCAGGUGUGUGGUGUCCCUGGUGGUAGCUGAUGACCACCACCGAGACGGUUGUCCCCUUCUCCUCUGUCUGACCGCCUCCACGUCUGCUUCUAUAAAAUUUUAGAUGCAAGGACAUCCGCUUCAAUGGGUUCUGCUGCAUAUGCUCCUAAGAGAGAUGCAAUGGUCUAGAAAGUAAAAUCAUUCCCUGGUGGCAAGGAAUACAUGUGCAGAGUAGAAUUUAGUCUUCCUAGCAUAACAGCGGAAGAAGGGCCCCAGAAAAGAAGGCACCAAUACGAGUGAAAUUUGAGAUACCAUAUUUCAUCGUAUCAGGUAUUUAGGUCUGUUAUCUGAAGAUAAUUGGAAAGAGUGGUUACCAGGCACUCCCCUGGGUUAGAUAUAUCACGAUGGCUGGCGAAUAUGAGCUGAGACUUAUAUGAGUUUUCUCUUUUCUGGCUGAUGGAAGACAUUUAUGAAGCUGCAAGAUACAUAUUUGCUCGAGACAGCAACCGUAUGACAUUUGGAUGUUAGCCUGGACGUCUUCUGCUGACCAUACAAGGUUUCCCCCUGGGGGCUUGUUGUUCCUCUUGUUAGGCUCACCUUACCUUGGUUAUUGUAUGUUACCCAUCAAGUAUAGUUUUUGAAAAAAGAGAGGAUAAUUUUAAUUUUCAUCUCUCUUGUAUUAUUAUGGAUUUAUUUUUGUGGGUACCAAACUUGGAUUUGUUUCGUCUGAUUGAGUUCACAAAAACACUGUCAUUACUGGGUGAUAGUUCUGAACUGCAGGUUGAAACAAUUGUGCCCUUUAGUGUAAAUGUCGUCGUCUUGUGUCCAUGCAAAAGAAAGGAAACCUACCAAGA
Zea mays is the source of this 1533-nucleotide messenger RNA. RefSeq names its product two-component response regulator ORR1. NCBI's taxonomy places the organism in Eukaryota, Viridiplantae, Streptophyta, Magnoliopsida, Poales, Poaceae. The transcript has 4 exons. The record is from RefSeq and is a predicted model, not a curated record. Bases 1 to 666 code for a protein of 221 amino acids.